This is a messenger RNA of Blepharisma stoltei, 264 nucleotides long. The record is from the annotation of a GenBank genome assembly. Lineage: Eukaryota; Ciliophora; Heterotrichea; Heterotrichida; Blepharismidae.
AUGGAUGAAUUAACGACCAAGUGAGACUCUUUUAAAAAGACGAGCUGGAUUUCGAUAAGAAGUGCUAAAAAGUGACAUGUCAAAAUAUGGUUGACAACUGUGAAAAAAGUUGACAAGCAAAUGCGCCAAUUUUUAAAUGGCUUUAUUAUUAAAUUAAUUUUUUUUAUUUUGAUACCUGUUAGACUGGGAUUGAUUAAAUAUUACUUACUUACUCUUUUCUCUUUUCUGAAAAAUUUAGCUUUAAAACAAAUUAGGUUAAUAUAA